AUGGAAGAAGUUCUCGUUGUACCUGAUUGUUCUUCUGAGUUGAAGCCGGUAGUCGGUCUCAAGGAAGGCAGCAAGAAGUCUAACGGCGAUGACCAAUUGAAUGCACGGUCCGGUUUCUCUAUGAAACACAGGCGCUUAUCCAAGCGCUGUGGUUGUAAAGCAAGCAUUUCGUUCAAGUUCUUCUCCGAAGGAGGGGUUCCAGGUUAUACUAUUCAGGAGUUCAACGAGGUGCAUAACCAUUAUAUGGUUGAAUCAGAGCAUCAACAGUUUAUGUCACUUAAUCGACAGUUGGAAGAUGUACACCACCAAUUCAUCCUUGACUGUUCGAAGGCUAACAUAGGUCCUACUCUUACGUUUAAGGUGUUGAAGGAAAUUCUCGGUGGAUUUGGUCGUGUUGGUUGCAAUGUUGGGGAUAUCAGGAAUGAUUCUCGAGACAUCCAAGUAUACGCACAUGGGAUUGACGUACAAAUGGUGUUGGAUGAUAUGGCUAGGAAGAAGGAACUGUCCGACGCGUUCACAUAUGAGUAUGAAGUUAAUGAUAGUAACCAGUUGGUGGCCCUGUUUUGGUGUGAUGGUUUGAUGAAGAGGAAGUACCAUAUGUUUGGUGAUAUUGUGGCGCUUGACUCUACCUAUAACACAAACAGGUAUUGUAUGAUCUUCACACCAUUUACGGGAAAGGACAAUCAUGGGAGACCCGUCACUUUCGCUGCAGGGUUGGUGUGCAGCGAGAAAACAAGUGCUUUUGCUUGGCUAUUCAAACAUUUCGUUGAAUGCAUGAGUGUUGCUCCGAAGAUGAUCGUAACAGAUCAAGAUUUGGGUAUGAGGUCAGCGAUUGAAGAGAUUCUUGUCGGGACUCGCCACAGAUGGUGUAUGUGGCAUAUUAUGCAUAAGUUGUCUGUCAAGGUUCCGGGCAGGUUACUGAGGGACGAUGAUUUCAAGAAAGAAUUCAAUGCAUGUGUAUGGUCGGACCUUCUUGAACCCGAAGAAUUCGAGGAACAGUGGAAUGGAGUUGUGGAACGUUAUGGACUGGAAGACAUUAGUUGGUUCAACACGUUGUACGACUAUCGGCAAAUCUGGAUACCUGCGUAUUUCAGAGAUUUUCCACUUGGCUCCAUGAUCAGGACUACCUCGAUAUCUGAAUCGGAGAACAGCUUCUAUAAAAACCUUUUGAAGCCACACGCCAACAUUGCCGAAUUCUACUUGAAUUUCAACAAUGCUCUGGAAUUUCAGCGCAAUAGUAGAACAAAGCUUGACUACCAUGAUUCAACUGACCUGCCUAUCUUGGCCACUGCCUUGCCAUUUAAGAAACAUGCUUCGACGAUGUUCACAGACAGUAUGUUCAAGAAAAUACAAGAAGAAAUUGUUGAGGGUAAUGAUAGAUGCCGAGUGUUGGGCUUUUCUUCUACUGAUAUGGUGGACACCUACAAACUUGGAGACAGCCAGCGGAAUUCUUACUAUGUGAGACAAGACAAGAGUGACGAGUCCUACUCGUGCGAUUGCAAACUCUUUGGUAGGCAGGGAUAUCUGUGCAGCCAUAUAUUUUUUUUGUUCAGGAACAAUGAAGUGAAAAUAAUUCCGGAUAAAUACUGCUCAAGUAGAUGGAUGAAGACCCCGUUGGCCAAGGCUGUCCAUGGUCAUGUUGAUGACAGUUUACCCACCAUGUCCAUCGUUGAUGAAAGGCAAAGCGUCGCAAAGCAAGGGAUUACGCUGUUCUAUGGUUUUCUUCGUCGCUUUGAGCCGGACAUUGAUGUGCUUCGUGCAUUUGUAUGUGGACUGGAAGAACAUGGUAAUUCACUCCAAGAUGGAACUCCUACAACGUCAGCCUCUGAAAAGAGGAGAAUGAUUGAACAGUUUUAUGGAAUGGAACGGCCUGAAGUCAUAAAUGUCCAUCCUCCGGAUGUUGUGAAAACUAAGGGACACGCUAGCAGCUCAGCUAGCCGUCUGAUUUCGAAGAGAGAAAAGGCUGUAAAGGAGGCUAGUAGGCCUCUUAGACGUUGUAAGGCUUGUGAUGAGCUGGGACAUCAUGACUCUCGAAACUGUCCCAUGCUUAAAGAGAUGGAGAACGAGAAAGAGCUACGGAAGGGAAAGAGGAAAAGUUGA
Salvia hispanica is the source of this 2100-nucleotide messenger RNA. The record is from RefSeq and is a predicted model, not a curated record. NCBI's taxonomy places the organism in Eukaryota, Viridiplantae, Streptophyta, Magnoliopsida, Lamiales, Lamiaceae.